AUGGACAAGUAUGCUCUGAAAGGCAGCAACUCCACUCAUCCUGCCGAAGAACUAAUUCUUAUAGAAGGAAGGUGCAAUAUGGAGGUUGAAGCGGAAGAACAGCCUAAGGUGCAUCAUCGCAAGAUGGGCCCGAAAGGAUCAAGACAUCAAGAUCAAGAUGUUCAAGACGAAGCAAUGGUUGACGUAUUCGGUAUACUUGGGUAA
Messenger RNA from Cylicostephanus goldi, 204 nucleotides. The record is from the annotation of a GenBank genome assembly. Lineage: Eukaryota; Metazoa; Nematoda; Chromadorea; Rhabditida; Strongylidae.